This is a messenger RNA of Ornithodoros turicata, 523 nucleotides long. RefSeq lists its product as uncharacterized. The transcript has 4 exons. NCBI's taxonomy places the organism in Eukaryota, Metazoa, Arthropoda, Arachnida, Ixodida, Argasidae. The record is from RefSeq and is a predicted model, not a curated record. Bases 101 to 463 code for a protein of 120 amino acids.
UCCUAUAUUGCUGAAAGGGUUACGCCAUAGUGAGCAUUCUCUUUCUGUUUAUUUUGUGGUCCGGAUAUCAUUCCAACUCAAGGAGUACAAGCAGUCAAAGAUGAAGGUGGCUGCAUUUUCGCUCAUGCUCUUCGGAUUUGUAAAGGUCGUCACUGCGUCCGAAUGCGACAAUUCAUUCGACACCGUGAACACUUGUCUGGCUAACCUGGAGGAAUUACCGCUAUACGCUGACGAUUUUCUCGAAUCCUUAAACGACGAGGAGAAAAAUGAUCUUGUUUGCUGUGCUCUUGAGGACCUGGAUAACUGCAUUGUUAGCCACAUGGUAGGAAACUGUGCUAGCCUUGCAAGUAGAGUUCGCAACUACGGACGCGAGUUGGUCCUUAACGAACUCGCCGGUGGAUAUGGAAGGCUGCCCUGCCAGGAAGAUCCUUGCAGGCCCCUGAGAUCCCGCGUAGGCCUGUAAGAGCUGAUUGCCGCACAACCUGUACGGAUAAUGUCCCGAUUAAAUUGCUGUUGUUGCAUA